Molecule: messenger RNA, 1141 nt
Organism: Macadamia integrifolia
Lineage: Eukaryota; Viridiplantae; Streptophyta; Magnoliopsida; Proteales; Proteaceae
Product: protein disulfide-isomerase SCO2
Exons: 3
Coding region: 373-984 (203 amino acids)
Source: RefSeq, a predicted model, not a curated record
GUCCGAUUCGUAGUGCAAACACGUCGUAGCUCACCGUCCUUGAAAUCUAAAUUUCGAAGCUUCCCCGAAAGGUAUGGAAAGAUAGAUGGAUACCUCCUUCACAUUCCAUACCAGGAAGAAAAACGCUACCUCUUCUUCUUCGAAUCCAAUCUCUGCUCAGAGCUCUCGAAUUCGGGAGAAAAUAUAGUGUAAAUUAAAUUUUAAAAAUCCCACAUUGUGGCAGCUUUCGUUGACAAUCAGUCGAACCAGAAGAAGAAAGGGCGUCUGCGUCUGAGUCUGAGUCUGAGCCUGAACCUGACUGGCAGAGAAGGGAAGAGAAUGCUCGUUAUACAUUCAUUUGAUAUUUUCGGUACAUAGUUAAUUAGCAAGCAAAUGUUGCUCUCAAACCCUAGCUUCCCUUCGUUUCCUUCCAUUUCCUCUUUUCGCAACUCUCGCAAGCUCUCUCUCAAUACAACAGUGCGUUGCCAAGCCGCGGACCUACCUCUCGGUGGAGGUACCACCCCUCCUCGUUGGUUCCAAGUUCCUGGAGCAGUUGAUGCUCCCAAUUCCUCCGGUCUCGCUCAGGAUUCGAAUGGAACUGUCGCCGAUGGUUUGCGAAGAAGCCCAGUUACUAAUAAUAACACUACCAGAGCGAAUGCGAAAGAGAAGCGAUGGUCUCGCCACAGGGAGAGCUACCUCGCUGAUGAUAGCGAUGCCCUUCCCCUCCCCAUGGCUUAUCCCGAUUCCUCUCCUGUAACCCCCGAAGAGAUCGACCAUCGCCUCCGUUGUAAUCCCCAAUUUCAGGACUGUAAAGAAGUGGUUUAUGAAUGGACGGGGAAAUGUAGGAGUUGCCAAGGUUCUGGUUUUGUCAGUUAUUACAACAAAAGGGGGAAGGAGACUACUUGCAAAUGCAUCCCUUGCCUUGGAAUUGGUUAUGUUCAGAAAAUUACAGCUCGCAAGGACAUUGAAGUAAUGGAGGACUUGGAUAAUGGAAAGCCUCCCUGACUUGCACAUGCAUAGUUCUUAUCUUGUGAUUUUUUGUUUCAAUUCUGAUGAGCUCCCAAUGUUUUUUUUUUAUCUUCUUCUUUGUAAUGCAAUUUGCUCUUUACUCCGAGUAUAUAUUUUACUACAUACCGAUAAUGAAGAGGAAUUUCCAUCUCAA